AAAGGUGACAGAUUCUAACUGAAUUAUAAAAUACUUCUGAAGGCAAAUAAACCAUCUUUUCUAUUUUUCAUCUUCUCUGAGAUGAGACUGUCUGCUAAGAACCCAUGUUGCAGAGGACAGGAGUGAUGUCUGUAUUUCCCAUGAGAUAAAAGUGGGGUAUAUAACCUGAAAGGCUUUAGCAACUGCUCCUCUGAAUCAAGUGUGCAUGUUUUAAUGGCCAUUGUGGUUCCAAGGGUAGAUAUAUUUCUUUACUAAUUUUUAACAAUGUGACUGAGUUACUCUGAGGUGUAAAGAUGCAACAUGUAUUGGAGAUGUCUUCAGUGAGCAAAUAUUUCAGAAAGGUAGAUAUUUAAUGAUGUAACUUUUUUUCUUUAAUAGCCCUUUUUAAUGUCUGAAAUUUUUUUUUUGUGUUUAUUUUUUAAGCUCCUAUGGGACAUGGUUUAAUACCAUAUUCUCCAUUUCUAUUCCAAGUAUGCUGUGUGGUUUCAGCACCAGUCCUUCUUAGGACUUCUCAGUGGCAAUUAAAAAUGGAAACACUGUUGCUCUGUACCUUCUGGUUUUUUGUUGUGUGGGUAUAUGCAUCAUUUUCAUCGCUUCCCAGUGCAUCUAUUUUCCUGUCACUUCCAUUUCAGAAUGGCCAGACUCCACUUAUGUUGGCUGCUGAGCAAGGCAAUUUAGAAAUUGUCCAGGAGCUUCUCAAGAAGGGAGCUAAUUGCAACUUGGAAGAUGCAGACAACUGGACUGCUCUUAUUUCAGCAGCUAAAGAAGGACAUGCAGCUAUUGUAGCAGAGCUACUCAAUUAUAAUGUCAGUUUGGAGCAUCGGGAUUUGGGAGGAUGGACUGCCCUGAUGUGGGCAUCAUACAAAGGUCGUACCGAAGUGGCUAAAUUACUGCUUGAGAAAGGAGCAAAUCCAAACAUCACAGGCAUGCAAUACAGUGUUUAUCCAAUUAUUUGGGCAGCAGGACGUGGCCACUCAGAUAUAGUCCAUCUCUUACUGCAGCAUGGAGCUAAAGUGAACUGCUCUGACAAAUAUGGAACCACCCCACUGGUUUGGGCAGCAAGGAAGGGUCAUUUGGAGUGUGUGAAAUACCUGCUGCAGAUGGGAGCUGAUGUUGAUCAAGAAGGAGCUAAUUCUAUGACUGCACUUAUUGUAGCAGUGAAGGGUGGCUAUACUGACUCAGUAAAAGAAAUACUGAAAAGGAACCCAAAUGUGAACCUAACAGAUAAAGAUGGAAAUACAGCUUUGAUGAUUGCAUCGAAGGAGGGACACACUGAAAUUGUGCAGGAUCUUCUUGAUGCUGGAACUUACGUGAACAUUCCUGACAGAAGUGGAGAUACAGUGUUGAUUGGGGCUGUUAGAGGUGGUCACGUUGAAAUUGUGAGGGCCCUGCUCCAUAAAUAUGCUGAUAUAGAUAUCAGAGGUCAGGAUAACAAAACUGCUUUAUAUUGGGCAGUUGAGAAAGGAAAUGCUACAAUGGUGAGGGAUAUCUUGCAAUGCAACCCUGAUACUGAGACAUGUACCAAGGAUGGAGAAACACCACUUAUAAAGGCAACCAAGAUGAGAAAUAUUGAAAUAGUAGAGCUUCUUCUGGAUAAAGGAGCUAAAGUCUCUGCUGUAGACAAGAAAGGAGAUACUCCACUUCACAUUGCUAUUCGUGGAAGAAGCCGUAAACUUGCUGAAUUACUCUUAAGAAAUCCAAAAGAUGGUAGAUUGCUUUAUAGACCCAACAAGACAGGAGAAACCCCUUACAAUAUUGACUGUAGCCACCAGAAGAGUAUUUUAACGCAGAUAUUUGGUGCCAGGCACUUGUCUCCCACGGAAUCUGAUGGUGACAUGCUGGGCUAUGAUCUGUACAGCAGCGCUUUGGCUGAUAUUCUGAGUGAACCAACCAUGCAGCCACCCAUCUGUGUAGGCUUGUAUGCACAGUGGGGAAGUGGAAAAUCUUUUCUGCUGAAGAAACUGGAAGAUGAAAUGAAGACUUUUGCAGGACAGCAGAUUGAACCUCUGUUUCAGUUCUCCUGGCUUAUUGUGUUCCUCACGCUUUUGCUGUGUGGAGGUUUGGGUUUAUUGCUUGCUUUCACAGUGGACGCAAAGCUUGGAAUAGCAGUGUCACUCAGCUUAUUAGCUGUUCUCUACAUUUUCUUUACUGUAAUUUACUUUGGUGGCCGGAGAGAAGGGGAGAGAUGGAACUGGGCCUGGGUGUUGAGUACAAGGUUGGCAAGACAUGUUGGAUAUUUAGAGUUGCUUCUCAAACUCAUGUUUGUGAACCCACCAGAACUACCAGAGCAAACCACUAAAGCUUUACCUGUCAGAUUUUUGUUUACAGACUACAAUAGACUGUCCAGUGUAGGUGGAGAGACUUCACUGGCUGAGAUGAUUGCUACCCUCUCUGAUGCAUGUGAAAGGGAAUUUGGUUUCCUAGCAACAAGGCUAUUUCGAGUUUUCAAGACAGAAGAUACACAAGGUAAAAAGAAAUGGAAGAAAACUUGCUGCCUCCCAUCUUUUGUGAUUUUCCUGUUCAUCUUGUCUUGCGUUGUUUCUGCAAUCGCCCUGUUAGCAAUUUUCAACAUGGAAUCGGCCAACAUGACAGUGAAUGUUAUUCUCAUAACAGUGACCUGUAUUGUUGGUUUGGCCUUUUUCUUGAAUUGCCGCACGUGGUGGCAGGUGAUGGAUUCAGUUUUGAAUUCUCAGAGAAAACGUCUUCACAGUGCUGCCUCCAAGCUUCACAAGUUGAAGAGCGAGGGGUUCAUGAAGGUUUUGAAAUGUGAAGUGGAACUGAUGGCCAAAAUGGCAAAAACCAUUGACGGCUUCACUCAGAAUCAGACUAGGCUUGUUGUAAUUAUUGAUGGAUUGGAUGCUUGUGAACAGGACAAAGUUUUACAGAUGCUUGAUACUGUGCGAGUCUUGUUUUCAAAAGGUCCGUUCAUUGCAAUUUUUGCGAGUGACCCACACAUUAUUAUAAAGGCAAUUAACCAGAAUCUCAACAGUGUUCUGCGUGAUUCAAACAUAAAUGGCCAUGACUACAUGCGAAAUAUUGUCCAUUUGCCUGUUUUUCUGAACAGCCGAGGGCUUAGUAAUGCAAAAAAACUGAUGGUAGCUUCAACAACCAAUGGGGAUAUUCCUUAUGCAGAUAAUGCAGGAUUGCAUGAAGAGGUUGACAGAAGAGUUUCUCAGAACAGUCUUGGAGACAUGACCAAACUUGGUAGCAAAACUGCUCUCAACAGGCGGGAUACUUACCGAAGACGCCAGAUGCAGAGGACCAUUACCCGCCAAAUGUCUUUUGAUUUGACCAAGCUGUUGGUUACAGAGGAUUGGUUCAGUGAUAUCAGCCCUCAGACCAUGAGGAGGUUGCUAAAUAUUGUUUCAGUGACGGGUCGUUUAUUGAGAGCUAAUCAGAUCACAUUCAAUUGGGACAGACUGGCAAGUUGGAUCAAUCUCACAGAGCAGUGGCCGUAUAGAACAUCAUGGCUUAUCCUGCAUCUUGAAGAGACUGAAGGUGUUCCAGAUCAUCUGACUUUAAAAACCAUCUAUGAGAGAAUUUCAAAGAAUAUUCCUACAACUAAAGAUGUUGAACCUCUACUUGAAAUUGAUGCAGAUAUACGGAACUUUGAAGUAUUUUUAUCCUCAAGAACACCUGUCCUUGUUGCACGUGAUGUAAGAACCUUUUUGCCUUGUACAGUGAACUUGGAUCCCAAGCUACGAGAAAUCAUUGCAGACGUUCGUGCUGCAAGAGAUCAGAUGAAUAUUGGAGGACUUCCUUAUCCCACCUUGCCUUUACAUGAGGCACCUGCUAGAGCAACAUCUCUGUUCAGUCAGCCUUCCUCAGCUUGCUCUUCUACAACCUCUUUCAAUGGGCCUUUCAAUAGUGGAGUUUUAUCCCCACAGCCUCACAGCAGUUACUAUAGUGGUAUGACAGGACCUCAGCAUCCAUUUUACAAUCGGGGAGCAGGAGCAGGCACAGGGUCAGCCACGGGAGUAUCACAUGUAUCUCUGAGCACAAUGAGUGUGGAAGCUGUUUGUGAGAAGCUAAAGCAGAUAGAUGGUCUGGACCAGAGCAUGCUACCUCAGUAUUCUGCAACUAUAAAAAAGGCAAAUAUAAAUGGCCGUGUCUUGGCUCAGUGCAACAUUGAUGAACUGAAAAAAGAAAUGAAUAUGAAUUUUGGUGACUGGCACCUGUUCAGGAGCAUGAUACUUGAAAUGAGAAAUUCAGAAAAUCAGGCUGCUCAGGAAGAUACCCGUGGAGCAACAGAGCAUGGUACAGCUGCAAUUGCUCACAGUGACCUUAAUCGCCGUCCUGGCCACAACACCGAGCUGCCUCACACUGAGCUGACAGGUCUUGCUGGUCAAGCUCCCUACACACUGAACUUCAGCUUUGAAGAACUCAACACAAUUGGUCUUGAUGAAGCUCCUCCACGCCAUAGUAACUUAAGUUGGCAGUCACAAACUCGUAGAACUCCAAGUCUUUCAAGUCUUAACUCUCAAGAUUCUAGUAUUGAAAUAUCAAAGCUUACAGACAAGGUGCAGGCAGAGUACAGAGACGCAUAUAGAGAGUAUAUUGCUCAAAUGUCACAGUUAGAAGGAGGUGCCAAUUCUACCACAGUAAGUGGGAGGUCCUCCCCUCAUAGCUCAAGUGCUUUCUAUAUGGGCCAGAGCACAUCGGGAGGCUCCCUGCACUCCAGUGCAGAACAGGAAAAAGGAAAAGAGGGUGAACAGAAACAAGAUGAUGGAAGAAAGUCCUUUUUGCUGAAGAGGAGUGAUGUUGAUUACAGUACUUCAGGUGUUUCUACUAAUGAUGCAUCUCCUUUGGAUCCUAUUACUGAAGAAGAUGAAAAAUCUGAUCAGUCUGGUUCCAAGCUUCUACCAGGAAAGAAGUCUUUGGAAAGAACAAGUAUUUUCCAGGCUGCAGAUUUAAAGCUUAAGGGAGUUACUCUCCGCUAUCAGAAACUUCCCAGUGAUGAAGAUGAGUCAGGAACUGAAGAAUCAGAUAAUACUCCACUUCUUAAGGAAGGUAAAGAUAAGAAAACAGAUAUCAAAAUAGAGAAGCAGCCUAAAUCUCCAGAACAUGGUUCUGAACCUAUCAGAACCUUCAUCAAAGCAAAGGAGUAUUUGACAGAUGCCCUUUUGGAUAAGAAAGAUUCGUCUGACUCUGGUGUAAGAUCCAAUGAAAGUUCUCCAAAUCAUUCCCUCCACAAUGAAGGAGCAGAUGAUUCACAGCUUGAAAAGGCAAAUCUCAUUGAGCUCGAAGAUGACAGUCACAGUGCAAAAAGAGGAAUUCCACACAGCCUUAGUGGCCUUCAAGAUCCAGCUGUUGUUCGCAUGUCUAUUUGCUCAGAAGAUAAGAAGAGCCCUUCUGAAAGCAGCCUGAUAGCAAGCAGCCCCGAAGAGAGCUGGCCAGCCUGCCAGAAAGUCUACAAUUUAAACAGAACCCCUAGUACAGUCACCUUAAAUAACAACAGUGCUCCAAGUAAUCGGGCUAAUCAAAAUUUUGAAGAAAUGCAAGGUAUCAGAGAUCCAUCUCAAAUUAUCCUGCACCCUGGCUCGGGUUCCAAUCCAACUGCAGUUCAGAAUGAGAACCUGAAGACAGUUGCUCACAAGCGAGGCCAACGUUCAAGUUAUACCAGGCUUUCAAAAGAUUCAUCAGAGCUCCACACCGUUGCAGCCUCAGAGGGGGCUGGUUUUGGAGAAGAGAGAGAGAGUAUCCUGUGAAAAGCAGCCAAGUUAAAAAGAGUAUGCUCAUGAAUUGCAGCUUGGAAUUCUUUGUCAGUCUGUGGUUACAUUAAUCUCUGUAGUUCAAGCUUUUGGUAUUGUAAAAGAAGGCCUAGAUUAUUUUCACUCAUUUUCUCUGAAAGGAGGAGUAAUUUUUACAAGACACAAACUACUUCAGACCUUCCCCACAUAUAAAAGCAGUAGUUGUCAGCAUGGAAAAUCAGUUCUUUGUUAAAACACUGUGCAGAGGUUUGGUCAGGGGCAGAUUUUACAGAAGUAUUGUUUAAUUAUGAAAAAUACAAUGUCAUCUUGCUUUUUUCUUGGGAUAUGUAUUAUUUAUCCCAUUGAAACAUUCUGUUAACUGUCCUUAAAUGCAAAUAAAGUUAAUACUGUCCAUCCUUGCCAUUUGAUACACCAUUUGAUGCUGGAAUAUUGAAUAUCACAGCCUGUGACACCCUUACCAAACUUUGCAUUAAUUUAUGAAUUAAUGUGUGCAACAUAAAUUACACAUGUUGAAAUUUGAAUGAUAAGGUACUUGUUUGGCUAUAUGUACACUUUUGCUCUCUGUAUGUGCAGUAGCUACUGUUGAAUUUGUGAGCUUUGGGUAGAGUGGUGAUAAAGUUUGUAAGGAAUGUUGUCUUGAUGUGUCACUAGAAGCGGCAGUUAUUUAUAAUUGUAUACCUUAUCAUUAUCGUUGACUUAGUGGAUCCAUUAUUUAUUAUAGGUAUGCAGUUUUGCAGUCACUGAAUAGAUGGUCUCAGUAGAUGCAACCACCAUAUUAAAAUAUUGUAAGGAUACAGUAUGAAGAUGAUGUUUGAAUUUGUGAAGCAUUUGUGGCUGUGCGUGGUUUUUCCUUGGUACAGUGUUUAUCAUUUGGUUAUGGAAAGAAAAAUAAGCAGAGUUUUCCAUUUUAAAACUAAUGCAUACCUUUUGGAAUCUUGUCAAAGCUGUACUCCAGCUUCUGUAUUUCUGAAGUACAGUGUUUGAAGAUUUUUUUUUUAUCAUCUAAGUAAUGUACCUGAAUGAUGCUAUAGCAAAUACUUAUACUGUCCAGUGAAAUCUGCAUGGUUUUGAGGAAGAAUUGUUCAAGCUAGA
Messenger RNA from Cinclus cinclus, 6803 nucleotides. It is a transcript of the gene KIDINS220, whose product is annotated as kinase D interacting substrate 220. Gene Ontology annotation, molecular function: protein binding. Lineage: Eukaryota; Metazoa; Chordata; Aves; Passeriformes; Cinclidae. The coding region runs from base 429 to 5708 and encodes 1759 amino acids. The transcript has 26 exons. The record is from RefSeq and is a predicted model, not a curated record.